Molecule: messenger RNA, 1728 nt
Organism: Necator americanus (New World hookworm)
Lineage: Eukaryota; Metazoa; Nematoda; Chromadorea; Rhabditida; Ancylostomatidae
Exons: 13
Coding region: 1-1728 (575 amino acids)
Cellular component (GO): extracellular region
Molecular function (GO): chitin binding
Source: RefSeq, a predicted model, not a curated record
AUGAUCCGACUUACUCUACUCACUCUUCUUGUAAACCAAGUUUUAGCCUUCCCUGAAGGCAGGACUAACUUCUGUGCAGAUAAAAAGACAGGCCUAUUUUCGCAGGGAUGUUCGUCAAACGUAACCAUAUGCAAUUCGUUUGGACACGAAAUGUGGCUUUUAUGUCCGUUUGGAUUAAUCUUCGAUGGGUCCAUUGAGGAAUGCGUAGACUAUAGGCUAGCAGCAGAAUGUUCUCCGGAUGAAAAGCUUACCAAAACUGGGAUCCGAUAUCUCGCAGAUCUCCCAACGCAGUUUUGCGAAAAGGCACCGGAAGGAUUCCAUGCUUUAACGGCUUGCUCGUCGUCGGUUAUCCAGUGUUCAAGAAAUGGUCCCAGUCUCAUGGAAUGUCCUGUUGGUCUAGUCUACGAUGACUCAAAGUUCGCCUGUGUCAAGCCGUCAGAAAUGUCUUCAUGUCCACCACAAGAACCUGAUGCCCAACCAAAAGUCGAACCUCUUGAAGGUUCAGCAUCGGAGGGUGACCAGGAGUCCAAGAAUGAAUGUGGCAAUCUUCCCGAUGGAUUGUUCGAACACGCGCCUUGCUCUCCAUACUUCCUCACCUGCUCUGGUGGUGUUUCCCGUAUUAUGUCAUGUCCAGCAAAUCUAGUUUUCGAUAAGAGACUGUUGAUUUGCGAAUAUCCUGGAAAUGUUGAAGAAUGUGCCGGCGCUCCAGGUUUCAACUCUUCAGAAAUGUGCCCUGAGGAUGGUUUCUUCUCGUAUGGAAACUGCUCGGAUCUCUUCUAUGCUUGUACCAAUGGGCGUCAAAUCCCGAUGUAUUGUCCAGCUAAACUAGCAUUCGAUGAGGAAAGGCAACUGUGCGACUAUCCCCUUGCCGUGGAAGUUUGUCGAGCGAAUUCUGGUGAAGGAUCAGGAGAAACAUCCGGUGAAGUAGCAUCUGAUCAGCCCGCUGAGGAGUCGUCAGGAGAGUACUCAGGCGAGAAUGUCCAUGUGGAAGGCUCAGGAGAAGCUUCAGGCGAGUCCUCCGGCGAGAGCAUCUAUCCGGAAAACUCAGGAGAAGCUUCAGGAGAGUCCUCCGGCGAGCACUCCGGAGAACUCUCCGUUGAGGCUUCGGGAAGCGAGGAAGCCUCUGGAGGGUCCUCUGAGUUUCCGCAAAGUGACAGUGUAGGCGCAUACGGAGCUGUCGUAGAAGAGUCAUGGGACACCACGCCGGAGCCUGUCGAACCAGAGCCAGCUGAGCCUGUGACAAGCGGAGAGCCAAAGCCAACCGAAGUUGUUGCAGCUGCAGAGCCAGCUCACGAGAUGCCCAUGAAUCCAGAGCCAGUUGAGCAGAAAACAACUACUCCAGUACCAGCACAGUUGUCGACAUUCUGCGUCAACAAACCAGACGGGUUCUACGCCGUUGGUUGUUCUUCAGAAAUGAUUGCUUGUGUUGCCGGUAUGGGAACCAUAAGGCGGUGCCCCGCACAUCUAAUUUUCGACGAAGAGAAGCAGAUGUGUGAUUAUCCGGAAAGUGUGCCUUGUUCGGCUACACAGAAGGAUGACCUUGGGCGAUGUGAAGCAGAGGGAACAACUUCUCAUGGACCCUGCAAGAACACUUUCACGAAUUGUGUAGGAGGAGAAGCACACAUCCUUGCUUGCGACGAAGGUUACGUUUUCUCUGAAACACACGGAACAUGCACGGAAGCCUCAAAAGUCCCGGAAUGCGCCAUGGAAGCAAAGCACCCGUAUUGA